AUUAUGGUGUGUGAUGAACGUGGCUCAGUGAGGAACUCGGUGUAUUAUGGUUUUCUUAUCAUUGUAAAGUAAUUAAGUGUAUAAAAAAUGUCUGACGUAAUAGUGCCUAAAGGUCAACCUGUUCCCGGUGAUCCAGAAAAAAAGGGAUGGCUUUUCAAGUGGACGAACUAUCUUAAGGGAUAUCAACGAAGAUGGUUCGUGUUGUCAAAUGGAUUAUUAUCGUAUUACAGAAAUCAAGCCGAAAUGGCACAUACAUGCCGAGGUACGAUAUCACUCUUAGGAGCUUUGAUUCACACUGCAGAUUCAUGUACAUUCGUUAUUAGUAAUGGUGGCACACAGACCUUCCAUAUACGAGCCCAUGAUGAAGUUGAACGACAAAGCUGGGUUACAGCGUUAGAACUGGCUAAAGCCAAAGCAAUCCGUGCUCAAGAAUCUGAUGAUGAUGAAGAUCAGAUGUCAUCUGGACAAGUGGCUGGGGGUGGAUCUGAAGGAGAAGGUGAGGACGCGGGGGGAAUAGCCCGCGAACUCGCAGCGAGAUUUCAUGAUCUACGUACAUGUUCUGAGCUGGUGGCAAGACAUGGGGCAGCUCUGCAACGGUCUCUCGUGGACUUGGAGAUACCACCAACAGACACAACUAAGCAAGUCUCUGAGCGAGCUACUUUAUUUAGGAUAUCUUGUAAUGCUAUGAUGAAUGCUUGUUCGGAGUUCAUGAGUGCCGCUGCAGCAUCCAGUACCCGUAUGAGUCGCGCUCUGCAACACGAGCGCGAACAGAAGAUGCGACUUCAGGAGGUUGUAGAACAACUUGCAAGACAACACGAUAACUUAGAAAAAACUGUCACUGCUAGAAGUACACCACACACAGGUGGUAACGGCUCCGGACAAGGAAACGAUACAGAAGAUGAAGACCAUGAGUUCUUUGAUGCUAUGGAAGAAGAAGUCUCUUCUGCAAUGGAGGAUAAAACAUCCUUUGUAAUUAAAGUGCCUGUAAAUAGAAAAAAUAAAGUAAAAAGUGGUGAAAGCUCUGAUGAAUCAGAAGGUGAAACUGUGACUGAAACUCAACAGGUGAUAUUUGUGGAAGAUAAAGAAAGGGCAGAGAAUACAAUGGGCGGAGCGGAGGCAGCUACUGUCAGCAAACCAGCCGAUAACAAGGAGGAACAGGAUAUAAAAGUAUGGCCGCACGUGUCGCAAGUGACGGGCUCGGUGGACGGACACGUGAGACGCACGCGCGUGCCGGACAAGCCCAACUACCCGCUCUCGCUCUGGUCCAUCAUGAAGAAUUGCAUCGGUAAGGAGUUGUCGAAAAUUCCCAUCCCGGUGAACUUCAGUGAGCCGCUGUCCAUGCUGCAGCGGCUGACGGAGGACUACGAGUACUCGUCGAUCCUGGACCAGGCGGCCAAGUUCAGCGACCCCGCGCAGCAGCUCGCCUACGUCGCCGCCUUCACCGUGUCCUCCUACGCGACCACGGCCUGCAGGACAACAAAACCCUUCAACCCUCUCCUCGGAGAAACAUACGAAUGUGAUCGCAUGACGGACCUCGGAUGGCGAUCCAUAUCUGAACAGGUGUCUCACCACCCGCCGAUGGUGGCGCAAUUCUGCGAGGGCGUUGCGGGAUGGCAGUGCUGGCAGGAGUUCACGAUGACCACGAAGUUCAGGGGGAAAUACCUGCAGGUCGUCCCUCAGGGCGGCGCCUUUGCUCAGUUUACUAGCUCGGGCAACAAGUACACGUGGAGAAAGGUAACAACGACGGUACACAACAUUAUUGUAGGCAAACUUUGGGUGGACAACCACGGAGAUAUGGACAUCGUAGGCGAAUCGGGCCCUGCCACCGGCUACGUGGCACAUCUUAAGUACCUCCCAUACGGGUACUUCAGCAAGGACACACAGCGGAAGGUCACCGGCGUCAUCAAAGACCCGCAAGGCGUGCCGAGGUAUGUACUGCAAGGGCACUGGGACAGCCGCGUAGAGGUGGCCGCCGUCACUUCCGCGUCGCCCGAUAACACCGUCUGCAAGACCGGCAAGUUCGCGCUCGCCUGGCAGCGAGUGCCGGCGCCGUCCGAUUCCGACAAGUGGUACAACUUCACGCUACUGGCGGCCCAGCUCAACGAGCCCGAGACGGGAGUCGCGCCGACCGACUCGCGGCAGCGCCCCGACCAGCGCCUCAUGGAGGAGGGCCUGUGGGACGAGGCCAACGCGGAGAAGCUGCGGCUCGAGGAGAAGCAGCGCGCCGCGCGCCGCGAGCUGGAGGCCGCGGCCGAGAGCGCGGCCGCGCGGGGCCUGCCGCCGCCCGCGCCGCCCACGCCCGCCUGGUUCACGCGCCAGGCCGCGCCCGGACAGCCGCACCUGCGCCAUCUCUACAACAACCGCUACUGGGACUGCAAGCGGCGCGCCGACUGGACCGGCUGUCCCGACAUCUUCUAGCGACUUGCGAGAUCCGAGCGAGCCGUCGAUUCGACUUGGGACGAGUGAGGACGCGCCCGGCGUCCGGUCGAGCCGCGCGUGUGCCCGUGUGCGGAAGUUAAAUGACGAUGCUUGUUAACUUUUAAUUGUAUAGUGUGCGUCUUUUGGGGGGUACAUAAGCGAGUAUUCACGAUUAUGUCUGGUGUUAUAAUUAAAAGGUUAAUAUUGACGGAAAUCAUGCGCAGAUAUCGAUUAAAAUAAUGCAAAUUAAUAACAGAAAAAUUGUAAUAGCUUUGAAAUUCUCGCAUAAACAUAGUCCAUAAGCGUGUACUGUGGCCGUUAAUGAACUGACACAAAUGUAUUGUUGCAGAGAAUCACGAGGUCCUGAACAUUUUUUUUUUUUGACUUCCUCUCGACUCUUCUAUUUUUGUAUUGAUUUUAAAGCUGAUUAGUGAUUACUACGAGGUUCAUUUGUACUGUUUAUACAGGAAGUGUAUGAGUAAAUAUUUUUAAAUGCCUGGAUGACGAUACUGCUUGCUUUUAAGUUAUUAUUCGAGUCUCAUUAAAUGUGUACAUAUUAUAACUCAAUUUAUAUAAUUUUCUGUUCUACAUAUGAAAGUUUUAUGUACUCAUUCCAUAUAUUUAUUUUAUUACAGCUAUAUGGUUAAUAAGCUUAUACAAUUAUUUUCAACUUUAUCAGUUUACAUAUUAAAAAAAACAUUGUCAAAAGCAAACUUAUAUAUCUAGUUAUUUUCAAAGUAAAAGUAAUUUCGAUUUAUUUAUCAAACUUUGCACAUAGAAAGGUUAUGUUCUGUAGAUAAUGAGAUCUUGUAUAAUUAAUUGUAUUACUACAGUGAAGUUUUUGUAAAAACAGAAUGAAACUGAUUCUGAUUGACUAUUUUUUUUUUGUCUAUACAGAUUAAAACUGAUCUUAUUUAAUUAAAUAACAUCUACAUGGAAUGACAUAACUAGAAUUUUAAGUAUAUUAAAAUAUGUUAUAUUUAUUUAACUAGUUAACUAUUGUUUUUUUUUUUUUAUUUGAUUAUGAAGUCAUAUUAAAACUAAUAUAUUAAGUUGGAAAUCUGGUUUUUUUGAUAAUAAAUUAAUUUUUAUUCUAACUGUACCUAUAACUGUCACGGUAUAGGCCUAUUAUUUAGUUAUUAAUAUUCCGAAUAACAAUCCAAGUUGAGAACAAGUUGACAACGAAAGUUAUUUACUUAUCAGCAUCCAACACAAAGUUGAUUUAUAUUUUUUAGUAUGUUGCUGUAAAUAUUUGUGAAGACUGGAAAUAAAAUCACAUUGUGUAUAUUGUAGUCAUGUUCGCGAUAAACUAGAUUAAAUAUAUACAGGCUGUUCCUACAAUAUUAAUCCUUUAUCAAAUAAAUGCAUCGGGUAACAUAAAAAAAAACUAAAACUUACAUAAUUAUUAAUGUUUUAUUUAAGAUGUAAUAAUCUUUAUCUAUUUGCUCUUUAUUAUCAGAGUUUUUAUUAUUAUAUUUUCUAUAAAUGCAUCGUGAAGUAUUUGAAUUUUAGCUUUACUAUGCUUAAAAUUAGGGAAUUAUAUAAAAAUUUCCGGUGCUACUACCUUUUAAAUAGCACUCCUUUCUUUCUAGAUAACCAUAGAAAUUAAAAUAGUGAGCACUGAAUGAUUAUAAAAAAUCAGUAAAAUAAUAAGAUAAUAAUAUGUCACUCGAAUUAAACUUUUGAAGCUUUUUAAACAAAUCAUUGCUGAGAUCAAAAUAUAAUCCUUAAUAUUUUUGAAAUACAUAAUGGAAAUCUUAUAAAAUCAUUCACAUUUUGUCGAUUCUUGUGUAUUUAGUUUCUCAUUUUUUAACAAAAAAAUCCACUUUACUUUCAUUAAAAGCUUAAGUGUUAAUUUUUAAUUUAAUUUUGUUAUGCUGUAUAAAGAAAAUGAUUUAUUUUGGGACUGGUAACUUUAUAAGACAGUUUCAGACAUAAUAAAAUUGCUCUUACGUGCAACAAAUGUUUAAUAUGUACAUUGAAACAGUCUCAUUUAAAAAUUCAAUUACGAUAAUUGAUCAAAAUGUUAUAUUCAACAUUCUCUACUACAUCGCGAUAAAUAAUGCAAAUUCCUAACGUAGGAGCAAUUGAUUAUUUUGUAAGUGUUAAAAAUUUACUAAUUGACUUAAAUUGAUAUCAAUGUUACCGCAAUGUAAGAUGCUGUGCCAUUGAUAUCGAUUUGCAGUAGUAUUUUAUAAGAUCUAUUACAAAUUGUACAUUUUCAAGUGGAUGUAAAAUAAUUUGUUAAUAUUUUAUUAUAAUAAAAUAUAUUUGAAUACAAAGCCAUAACAUCUGUGUAUCAUGUUGAUUUUAAAAAUAAAAUACGUCGCAGUAA
Messenger RNA from Nymphalis io (European peacock), 4753 nucleotides. It is a transcript of the gene Osbp, whose product is annotated as oxysterol-binding protein 1. The transcript has 14 exons. The coding region runs from base 88 to 2418 and encodes 776 amino acids. The record is from RefSeq and is a predicted model, not a curated record. Gene Ontology annotation, cellular component: intracellular membrane-bounded organelle; cytosol; membrane. Lineage: Eukaryota; Metazoa; Arthropoda; Insecta; Lepidoptera; Nymphalidae. Gene Ontology annotation, molecular function: sterol binding.